This is a messenger RNA of Coregonus sp. 'balchen', 18061 nucleotides long. NCBI's taxonomy places the organism in Eukaryota, Metazoa, Chordata, Actinopteri, Salmoniformes, Salmonidae. The record is from the annotation of a GenBank genome assembly.
AUGUUGCAGUCAGCCUACAGAGAUGACUUCUGCAGUGUGGAGCAGGAAGAGGUGCUGGAGGCCAAGCAUUUACCCCAGAAGAGAGGGAGGGGGUGGAGCUUCACAGACCUGGAAAGCAGCGUGACCGUGGGCCAGUAUGUACUGUGCCGCUGGUCUGAUGGCCUAUACUACCUGGGGAAGAUCCAGAGAGUAAGUCCCCAACACAACAGGACAAUGUUUUAUCAGUCAAAUACUAUAGUAUACUGCCACUCAAUGGUUUGGACUCAUUUUAUUUACAUAGCAAUGAGUACAUUCUUAGAAAAAAAGGUGCUAUCUAGAACCUAAAAGGGUUCUUCGGCUGUCCCCAUAGGAAAACCCUUUGAAUAACCCUUUUUGGUUCCCUGGUAAAACCCUUUUGGUUCCAGGUAGAACCUUUUUGGGUUUCAUGUAGAACCCUUUCCACAGAGGGUUCUACAUGGAACCCAAAAGGGUUCUAUUUGGAAUCCAAAAGGGUUCUCCUAUGGGAACAACCGGAGAACCCCUUUAGAACCCUUUUUUCUAAGAGUGUACUGCCCAAAUACUGCUCUGGAAUAUUCACACAAAUAUGGUGGUUUCUCUGUAGAUUUUAGGCACCACAGCAGUCAUUUGUGUUUUAUGAAAAAUCUAAUGUAACACACUAUUAUUGGAAUAAAACUGUAAUAAACAAUUUGCCUCCCACCUCAUACUAUCUGUUUUCACUUCAUUCAAGGUGAGUACCUCCAAGCAGAGCUGCUUUGUCACUUUUGAAGAUAAUUCAAAAUUCUGGGUUCUCUGGAAAGACAUCCAACAUGGUGAGUGAAGAGAGACUGGAAUAUUCAUGUUGUUGUUGUUGUCUCAGUGUAGAAUAAAAACGUGUGAAUUGGUUUAACUGUCAAACUUACAUUCUCAAUAAAUUUAUGAUCUACACCAGACAGGUUCAACAUCUCAAAAGCUCUCUCUAAAAGCCAUUACAAAUGUGUAGUCCACUUUGAACAGUAUUACAUAACAUCCUAACUGGAAAUCAUUACAGUUUUGUACAGUAGCUCCCUGGACCCUCAUGAAGCUCCUUUAUUCCGGGAAACAUAUUCCUCAACACUUUCAAUUGGCUUCCUAUUACUUAGCCGACACUUGUACUAUACAGUAGGCCACUUAAAUGUAUAUUUAGACACUUCCCUAUUCCCUAAUGGACUUGGCUGUCCUUCAAACUCUUCAACUGUCUAAAUGACACUUUUCUCUGAAAGGGCCAAUUUAUGUCAGUAAUGCCUCGCAGAUUACUCUUAAUUGAAUAUCUUGUAUGUUCUUUUGACAUGCUGACAUCAUGUAGGAUGUAGCUGAAGUAUAAUCAUCAUUGAAUGUACCCAAAUGCUAUUCUUCUCUCCCAAAACAUGCAGCUGGAGUUCCGGGGGAGGAGCCGAAAUGCUCAGUCUGUUCUGAAAUGGUGCUGGUGUCCGACAAUGAGAUCCUGAUAUGUGGAAAAUGUGGAAUAGGUGAGUCACUGUAGAGUCUGACGACCCUUAAAGGAGGAUGUGCCCUUAUAUACAGUCGUGGUCAAAAGUUUUGACAAUGACACAAGUAUUGGUCUUCACAAAGUUUGCUGCUUCAGUGUUUUUAGAUAUUUUUGUCAGACAUUACUAUGGUAUACUGAAGUAUAAUUACAAGCAUUCCAUAAGUGUCAAAGGCUUUUAUUUACAAUUACAUUAAGUUUAUGCGAAGAGUCAAUAUUUGCAGUGUUGACCCUUCUUUUUCAAGACCUCUGCAAUCCGCCCUGGCAUGCUGUCAAUUAACUUCUGGGCCACAUCCUGACUGAUGGCAGCCAAUUCUUGCAUAAUCAAUGCUUGGAAUUUGUCAGAAUUUGUGGGUUUUUGUUUGUCCACCUGCCUCUUGAGGAUUGACCACAAGUUCUCAAUGGGAUUAAGGUCUGGGGAGUUUCCUGGCCAUGGACCCAAAAUGUCGAUGUUUUGUUCCCCGAGCCACUUAGUUAUCACUUUUGCCUUAUGGCAAGGUGCUCCAUCAUGCUGGAAAAGGCAUUGUUCGUCACCAAACUGUUCUUGGAUGGUUGGGAGAAGUUGCUCUCCGAGGAUGUGUUGGUACCAUUCUUUAUUCAUGGCUGUGUUCUUAGGCAAAAUUGUGAGUGAGCCUACUCCCUUGGCUGAGAAGCAACCCCACACAUGAAUGGUCUCAGGAUGCUUUACUGUUGGCAUGACACAGGACUGAUGGUUGCGCUCACCUUGUCUUCUCCGGACAAGCAUUUUUCCAGAUGCCCCAAACAAUCGGAAAGGGGAUUCAUCAGAGAAAAUGACGUUACCCCAGUCCUCAGCAGUCCAAUCCCUGUACCUUUGACACCAGGCCAUCCUCCAAAAGUAUUUGCCUCACUGUGCGUGCAGAUGCACUCACACCUGCCUGCUGCCAUUCCUGAGCAAGCUCUGCACUGGUGGUGCCCCGAUCCCGCAGCUGAAUCAACUUUAGGAGACGGUCCUGGCGCUUGCUGGACUUUCUUGGGCGCCCUGAAGCCUUCUUCACAACAAUUGAACCUCUCUCCUUGAAGUUCUUGAUGAUCCGAUAAAUGGUUGAUUUAGGCGCAAUCUUACUAGCAGCAAUAUCCUUGCCUGUGAAGCCCUUUUUGUGCAAAGUAAUGAUGACGGCACGUGUUUCCUUGCAGGUAACCAUGGUUAACAAAUGAAGAACAAUGAUUUCAAGCACCACCCUCUUUUUAAAACUUCCAGUCUGUUAUUCUAACUCAAUUAGCAUGACAGAAUGAUCUCCAGCCUUGUCCUCGUCAACACUCUCACCUGUGUUAACGAGAGAAUCACUGACAUGAUGUCAGCUGGUCCUUUUGUGGCAGGGCUGAAAUGCAGUGGACAUGUUUUUGGGGGAUUAAGUAAAUCUUCAUGGCAAAGAGGGACGUUGCAAUUAAUUGCAAUUCAUCUGAUCACUCUUCAUAACAUUCUGGAGUAUAUACAAAUUGCCAUCAUAAAAACUGAGGCAGCAGACUUUGUGAAAAUUAGUAUUUGUGUCAUUCUCAAAACAUUUGACCACGACUGUACAAGUGGAUGCCAGUUCUUUACAGAUUGUGGUUAAGUGGGAGGAGAUCUCAUUGUAUACAGGGCUCUAUUUGCUUCUAUAUUUACUUCCACAACUUUCUGCAUUUUAAUGCCUUUGACAGUGUAACUCUAAGAGCAUAAACUGUAUAUUUGAACUGUGGUAAAUGGACUGGAACAACAUACAGAACUGAAGAUGGGCACAUCUGUAACGUAACUACAUGUCAUCUGCUAAAGGUAAUUGAAUCUCUGAAAGUGAAACAGUGAAAAUGUUCAGUUGGACAAAGUGCACAGAAAGCCUCUGUGACUCAUAACAUCAUUUAAACCCUGUGUACGUUAAACUAAGUACUUUCCAUGGGUGUCUGUCUUAAAGAGACAGGUCCCAUCUGAGAUCUACAAUUUUGUCCAUGACAAGGACAUGUAUUAGGGUGGGGCCAUAGUAACAGUUGUGCAGGGUCCUGUCCCCAGGCUGUAGUGUCUCGUCGGUUUUGUUUCUACUUGGCUCUUAAUUAAAGUAAUUUAUUGCUUUGGGAGUCCACUCUCUGGCUUCCCAACAUUUGCUGAUCAAAAAAGCUGGACAGGAUUAAAAGCUUCUAGAGUUGGCUGGAUGCCCCCUCCAGAUAAACAUAACACAUUGCUGUGGCUCAAAGUAUGGCCGGCAGUAGCACUGUUUCAUGAAUCCGUCAAUUCAUUAAAUUAUUUAUCGGGUUUGAGAUUAUCCAAUGCAAGCAUUAUGUUUUCAUUGUUGUCCUCUUUCUGCCAGGUUACCACCAGCAGUGUCACAUGCCACAGGUGGAGAGCUCAAUGGAUUUGUCACCAUGGUUUUGCAGGAGAUGCAUCUUUGUUUUAGCUGUGCGGGUGAGUAUUAUUGAAAGAACAAGCUGCUCUUCAAUUGAGCAAGAAAAACUAAAAUAACUGUAAUAUAAUUUGUAUUAUGACUGUUUGUCUAGGGUAGUGUUCAACAGGGAGAAAACGUUUUGAAAUGGAGUGAAAUGGGGAGGCACUGCCUGAACACGUCCAAUAAGAACACUGAGUUUUGUUUUCUGUUACCAAAACGUUUUGCUACGAUGUGUCCUAUUGAACACUGUCCUAUAAUGCCUAACCAUGUUGACGUGGCUGUUUCUCCUCAUCACAGAAAGGGGGAGCUCUCAAAAAGGGGCCCAUAGCAAAAGCACUGCAGGCCAUGAAGCAGGUGCUUACCUACAACCCAGAAGAGCUGGAGUGGGAUUCUCAGCACCACACAAAUCACCAACAGUGUUAUUGCUACUGUGGAGGACCUGGGGAGUGAGUGUGCUGGCUAGACACUGUAGCAUAGCAUUUACAUAUCCACUCUAUUAGAAAGCAGCUCGAUUUGAUUCAGAUACAUGUUGCUCAUUCAGUAACUACUACUUUUCACUAAUGGCUGCUCUCCUUCCAGGUGGUACUUGAAGAUGCUGCAGUGUUUUCGGUGUGAACAGUGGUUCCAUGAGGCCUGUAUCCAGUGCCUACAGGAGUCCAUGAUGUUUGGAGAUAGGUGUGUGGAAUUGUUAUCAAACAGAAUAGGUUUUUAAUUCUGGGGGUUCCCACGGUCAGGGCAAAUCCUGGGAAGUCAGGGGAAAUAAUUCUAGUCUGGAAAGUGAUAGACAUGUCAUGGAAGCCGAGGGUAUAGCCAUAUGACCGAGGACCACUAUUGAUUUUUGAUUUCCCCUAGAGGCAUAUGACCUGUGCUUUCUCCUCUGAUCGCUCUUCCUUUCUCUUUCAGGUUUUACUUGUUCAUCUGUUCCGUGUGUAAUAAAGGAGUGGAGUACAUCAAGCGCCUGGCCCUCCGAUGGUAAAUGGAUACUAUACUCUUCCUAUCUACCUCUGAGGCUCACUCUGAGACUCCAGAUGGGAUACUUUAAUUUAGAAUACAAAAGGCAUUGGUGUCCUAUAGUACAGUAGGUAGAGGAUGUGUGGAAUGAUUGUGCUCUUGUGCUUAUGACAAUGUCCUAGUGUAAACAUACAGUCAGUCAUACAGUAUUGCAUUGUGUUACUGUUAAUACAUACCGGGGUGCUGUGAACAAUUUAGGCAGCACAAUAUCUGAUUAAGAGGACUACGUUUACACAUCUCGCUAAACCCAAUUCCCUAUCUGCUAACUCAUAUGGAUGUAUAAUUGAGAAUUGUAUUAUUUAUGAAUGCAACGGAAUCCAUCAUCAUCAUCCCUUAUUAUCUGAUAUCUGAUAUUAUACAUGUGAAUGAAUGCUGCUGGUGUGGAAAACCGGUUCCGCACUCAAUCACUCUAGAUACAUUACAAUCUGUUCUCAUCUUUAGAUUUUGUUGAACGUACAUACCUUUUCUCCCUCUCAUUUCAUCUCUGUGCGUUGAGCUUAGCUCAUCAAUUCUCCCUGGUUUCUUAUCCAGGGUGGAUGUGGUGCACUUGGCACUUUACAACCUGGGAGUCCAGAGUAAGAAGAAGUACUUUGAGCUGGAGGAGAUCCUCAACUUUGUCAGCAACAACUGGGAGCAUUUCCAGUUGGGCAAGGUUAGAAACGGCAAAUGAAAUCCUGUCUGAAUUCUGAAUAGGAAUCCGGAUAGGAAGUUCAGAUUAAUGCAGUCUCGUGAAAACCAGAUCAUAUUUUUAAAGCUAUUUGCAUCGGACUGACAUUAUGAUAUUCCCCACAGCUCUCGAAUACUCCUCCAACAGAAAGAGGCCAAUAUCUCCUUGAUGCUCUGAACAACUACAAGAGCAAGUAAGACAUCUCUCUCUGUUAUAUAUACAGUAGAUAAAGUGUAAAACUGUAAAUGCUAGGUUUAACAAAACUAGGUACUACAACAACUGCAUACAUGUACUGCAACAAUAUUAUACUGUAUCAGCCAAUCUAUUUUUCAUGUGCUAUUAACAAUAGUAUAGUAUGGCCCCCAACAUUCAGUAAGUUGUUAAAUGUUUGUUCUGGUCAUACAGUAUUUGUUACAACAAACAUGUUACUUGGCCGAAGGUGUAUUUGUUGACAUCACACCCCCUUCACCAGACCAUGACCUUCUCACCUCCUCCGUAUUUCUCCAGGUUUCUCUGUGGGAAGGAGAUCAAGAAGAGGAAAUGCAUCUUCCGCCUGAGGACCCGCGUUCCCCCCAACCCUCCCUCUAAACUCUUCCCCGAGAGGGCCCAGAAUGAGGGAUGUCGAGGACGAAAAAAAGGCGCAGGCAGGAACAGGUAUUUCACGCCGUAGUGAUGUGCUGAUAUUUUGGUUUUCCGGGAAAAAUCUGGAUAUACUGUAUUUCAAUGAGGUUUCUGCUAACUUGCUACAAGACCUCUCUUGGCUCAGUCAGAAAGUGUUGAUCAAUGUUAAAUGAUAAUGUAAAUGUUAUGUUUCCUAGGACCUCCCACCAUUAAUUUACCCCUAACAGAGAACAAAUAUUUAAAGAUGAAAGUUCUAAUUUAGUGGUAAUGGCUGUGUAAUAGUUCUACUUGAAGAAUCACUGAAUGAUAUUAGGCUGUGUCAAAUUGUCACCUAGGAAUCACUGAAUGAUAUUAAGCUGUGUCAAAUUGUCACCCAGGAAUCACUGAAUGAUAUUAGGCUGUGUCGGAUUGUCACCCAGGAAUCACUGAAUGAUAUUAGGCUGUGUCAGAUUGUCACCCAGGAAUCACUGAAUGAUAUUAGGCUGUGUCAAAUUGUCACCUAGUAAUCACUGAAUAAUAUUAGGCUGUGUCAAACUGUCCCCUAGUAAUCACCGAAUGAUAUUAGGAUGUGUCAAACUGUCACCCAGGAAUCACUGAAUGAUAUUAGGCUGUGUCAAAUUGUCACCUAGGAAUCACUGAAUGAUAUUAGGCUGUGUCAAAUUGUCACCCAGGAAUCACUGAAUGAUAUUAGGCUGUGUCAAAUUGUCACCCAGGAAUCACUGAAUGAUAUUAGGCUGUGUCAAACUGUCACCCAGGAAUCACUGAAUGAUAUUAGGCUGUGUCAAAUUGUCACCCAGGAAUCACUGAAUGAUAUUAGGCUGUGUCAAAUUGUCACCCAGGAAUCACUGAAUGAUAUUAGGCUGUGUCAAAUUGUCACCCAGGAAUCACUGAAUGAUAUUAGGCUGUGUCAAACUGUCACCCAGGAAUCACUGAAUGAUAUUAGGCUGUGUCAAACUGUCACCCAGGAAUCACUGAAUGAUAUUAGGCUGUGUCAAACUGUCACCCAGGAAUCACUGAAUGAUAUUAGGCUGUGUCAAAUUGUCACCCAGGAAUCACUGAAUGAUAUUAGGCUGUGUCAAACUGUCACCCAGGAAUCACUGAAUGAUAUUAGGCUGUGUCAAACUGUCACCCAGGAAUCACUGAAUGAUAUUAGGCUGUGUCAAACUGUCACCCAGGAAUCACUGAAUGAUAUUAGGCUGUGUCAAACUGUCACCCAGGAAUCACUGAAUGAUAUUAGGCUGUGUCAAACUGUCACCCAGGAAUCACUGAAUGAUAUUAGGCUGUGUCAAACUGUCACCCAGGAAUCACUGAAUGAUAUUAGGCUGUGUCAAAUUGUCACCUAGGACUCAUAUUGUGUGAUUAGAAAGUGAAAGUUGUCUCUUCUCAGCUCUCUCCCUGCAGAGAAGAGGAGGAAGAAAAGAUCAAAAUGGCUACUGGAGGACGCCAUCCCCAAUGUGAGUUCUCUGACUGUCACAAGAUCCUCCCUCAAAACAUCGAACUCUAGUCGUGCCAACCAGCUUUCUGCUGUUUCACCCAGCCUGAACGUUGAACAAAUCCCUGCUGCAGUUGUUCUCUCCUACCUCUGAUGAUUAUCAACGUUGCUGGAAUUCCUCCCUCCUCCUCCUCCUCCUCCUCCUCCUCCUCCUCCUCCUCCUCCUCCUCCUCCUCCUUCUUCUCCUCCUCUUCCUCCUCUUCCUCUUCCUUCUCAGCCUUCUUUUUCUCAUCUUCCUCCUCCUUUUCCUCCUCCUCUUCCUCCUCUUCCUCAUCUUCCUCCUCCUUCUCCUCCUCCUCUUCCUCAUCUUCCUCAUCAUCUUCCUCCUCUUUCUCAUCCUCCUUAUCUUCAUCCUCCUUCUUUUCCUCCUCCUUCUCUUCCUCCUCAUCUUCCUCCUCCUUCUCAUCUUCCUCCUCCUUCUCAUCCUCCUCCUCUUUCUCUUCCUCCUCUUCCUCAUCUUUCUCCUCCUUAUCCUCCUCCUCUUCCUCCUCUUCCUCAUCUUCCUCCUCUUCCUCCUCCUUCUUAUCCUCCUCUUCCUCCUCCUCAUCUUCCUCCUCCUUCUCAUCCUCCUCCUCCUCUUCCUCCUCCUCAUCUUCCUCCCCUUCCUCCUCCUCCUCCUCCAUUUGUCUGUGCUCUUCUUGUUUCCCUCCAUGUCAGACCACUGUCCCUGUUUUAAAAGUCUAUCUCCUGUCCGCCAUGUACCAUGAAGUCCUUGUGUGUCAUUGCUCCCAUCCCUCUCUCUCCACGGUUCUACUCAAAGGGGAUUACUUACAGUUGGCCUUUGAGGCAUUUUACUGACAAAUCCCUCAGAGCAGUGCUGUGUCUGUCUGGUCCCCAGGCACAUUCUGCUCUAACAACAAACCUCUGACAUUUCCUAGUAAUAAAGCUAAUACUGCCAGGCUGGAAGGAGGAAGGUGCACAGAUGAAAAUAUAGACAGAGCAUAUAAUGGCAUAUAGCAUAUAGACAGUGUAUAGACAGCAUAUAUACAGCAUAUAAACAGUGUAUAGACAGUAUAUAGACAGCAUAUAGACAGUGUAUAGACAGCAUAUAGACAGUGUAUAGACAGCAUAUAGACAGUGUAUAGACAGCAUAUAGCAUAUAGACAGUGUAUAGACAGCAUAUAGCAUAUAGACAGUGUAUAGACAGCAUAUAGACAGUGUAUAGACAGCGUAUAGACAGCAUAUAGACAGUGUAUAGACAGCAUAUAGACAGCAUAUAGACAGUGUAUAGACAGCGUAUAGACAGCGUAUAGACAGUGUAUAGACAGCAUAUAGACAGCGUAUAGACAGCGUAUAGACAGCAUAUAGACAGUGUAUAGACAGCAUAUAGACAGUGUAUAGACAGCAUAUAGACAGUGUAUAGGCAGCAUAUAGACAGUGUAUAGACAGCGUAUAGACAGCAUAUAGAAAGCGUAUAGACAGCAUAUAGACAGCAUAUAGCAUAUAGACAGCAUAUAUACAGUGUAUAGACAGCAUAUAGACAGUGUAUAGACAGCAUAUAGACAGUGUAUAGACAGCAUAUAGCAUAUAGACAGUGUAUAGACAGCAUAUAGACAGCAUAUAGACAGUGUAUAGACAGCAUAUAGAUAGUGUAUAGACAGCAUAUAGCAUAUAGACAGUGUAUAGACAGCAUAUAGACAGUGUAUAGACAGCAUAUAGACAGCAUAUAGGCAGUGUAUAGACAGCAUAUAGACAGUGUAUAUACAGCAUAUAGACAGCAUAUAGACAGCAUAUAGACAGCGUAUAGACAGCGUAUAGACAGCGUAUAGACAGCAUAUAGACAGCGUAUAGACAGCAUAUAGAAAGCGUAUAGACAGCAUAUAGAGAACGUAUAGACAGCAUAUAGACAGCAUAUAGACAGCAUAUGACAGUGUAUAGCAUAUAGACAGCAUAUAGACAGUGUAUAGACAGCAUAUAGACAGCGUAUAGACAGUGUAUAGACAACAUAUAGACAGUGUAUAGACAGCGUAUAGACAGCAUAUAGACAGUGUAUAGACAGCAUAUAGACAGUGUAUAGACAGCAUAUAGACAGUGUAUAGACAGCAUAUAGCAUAUAGACAGUGUAUAGACAGCAUAUAGACAGUGUAUAGACAGUGUAUAGACAGCAUAUAGACAGUGUAUAGACAGCAUAUAGACAGUGUAUAGACAGCGUAUAGACAGUGUAUAGACAGCAUAUAGACAGUGUAUAGACAGCAUGUAGACAGUGUAUAGACAGCAUAUAGACAGUGUAUAGACAGCAUAUAGGCAGUGUAUAGACAGUGUAUAGACAGCAUAUAGACAGUGUAUAGACAGCAUAUAGACAGCGUAUAGACAGCAUAUAGACAGUGUAUAGACAGUGUAUAGACAGCGUAUAGACAGCAUAAAGACAGUGUAUAGACAGCAUAUAGAAAGCGUAUAGACAGCAUAUAGACAGCGUAUCACAGCAGCUAAACAGCAUAUAGACAGUUAGACGAUAUAGACAGUUAUAGACAGCAUAGACAGUGUAUAGACAGCAUAGCAGUAUAGACAGCAUAAGACAUAUGAUAUGACAGCUAUAGACAGUGUAUAGACAGCAUAUAACAGUGUAUAGACAGCAUAUAGACAGUGUAUAGACAGCAUAAGACAUGAUAGACAGCAUAUAGACAGUGUAUAGACAGCAUAUAGCAGUGUAUAGACAGCAUAUAGACAGUGUAUAGACAGCAUAGACAGUGUAUAGCAGCUAGACAUUAUAGACGCAUAUAGACAGUGUAUAGACAGCAUAUAGAUUAGACAGUGUAUAGACAUAUAGACAUGUAUAGACAGCAUAUAGACAGCGUAUAGACAGCUAUAGACAGCAUAUAGACAGCAUAAAGACAGUGUAUAGACAGCGUAUAGACAGCGUAUAGACAGCAUAUAGAAAGCGUAUAGACAGCAUAUAGACAGCGUAUAGACAGCAUAUAGCAUAUAGACAGCAUAUAGACAGUGUAUAGACAGCAUAUAGACAGUGUAUAGACAGCAUAUAGACAGUGUAUAGACAGCAUAUAGACAGUGUAUAGACAGCAUAUAGACAGUGUAUAGACAGCAUAUAGACAGUGUAUGGACAGCAUAUAGACAGCGUAUAGACAGUGUAUAGACAGCAUAUAGCGUAUAGACAGCAUAUAGACAGUGUAUAGACAGUGUAUAGACAGCAUAUAGACAGCAUAUAGACAGCGUAUAGACAGCAUAUAGACAGUGUAUAGACAGCAUAUUUACAUUUUAGUCAUUUAGCAGACGCUCUUAUCCAGAGCGAUUUACAGGAGCAAUUAGGGUUAAGUGCCUUGCUCAAGGGCACAUUUACGUCAUUUAGCAGACGCUCUUAUCCAGAGCGACUUACAAAUUGGUGCAUUCACCCUAUAGCCAGUGGGAUAACCACUUUACAAUUUUUUUUUAUUUUUUAAUUAUUUGUAAUUAUUAUUAUUUUUUAGGGGGGGGGGGGGGGGGUAGAAGGAUUACUUUAUCCUAUCCCAGGUAUUCCUUAAAGAGGUGGGGUUUCAAAUGUCUCUGGAAGGUGGUGAGUGACUCCGCUGUCCUGGCGUGGUGAGGGAGCUUGUUCCACCAUUGGGGUGCCAGAGCAGCGAACAGUUUUGACUGGGCUGAGCGGGAACUAUGCUUCCGCAGAGGAAGGGGAGCCAGCAGGCCAGAGGUGGAUGAACGCAAUGCCCUCGUUUGGGUGUAGGGACUGAUCAGAGCCUGAAGGUACGGAGGUGCCGUUCCCCUCACUGCUCCAUAGGCAAGCACCAUGGUCUUGUAACGGAUGCGAGCUUCAACUGGAAGCCAGUGGAGUGUGCGGAGGAGGGGGGGUGACGUGAGAGAACUUGGGAAGGUUGAACACCAGACGGGCUGCGGCAUUCUGGAUGAGUUGUAGGGGUUUAAUGGCACAGGCAGGGAGCCCAGCCAACAGCGAGUUGCAGUAAUCCAGACGGGAGAUGACAAGUGCCUGGAUUAGGACCUGUGCCGCUUCCUGUGUAAGGCAGGGUCGUACUCUCCGAAUGUUGUAGAGCAUGAACCUGCAGGAUCGGGUCACCGCCUUGAUGUUAGCGGAGAACGACAGGGUGUUGUCCAGGGUCACGCCAAGGCUCUUCGCACUCUGGGAGGAGGACACAACGGAGUUGUCAACCGUGAUGGCGAGAUCAUGGAACGGGCAGUCCUUCCCCGGGAGGAAGAGCAGCUCCGUCUUGCCAGGGUUCAGCUUGAGGUGGUGAUCCGUCAUCCAUACUGAUAUGUCUGCCAGACAUGCAGAGAUGCGAUUCGCCACCUGGUUAUCAGAAGGGGGAAAGGAGAAGAUUAGUUGUGUAUCGUCAGCGUAGCAAUGAUAGGAGAGGCCAUGUGAGGAUAUGACAGAGCCAAGUGACUUGGUGUAUAGGGAGAAAAGGAGAGGGCCUAGAACUGAGCCCUGGGGGACACCAGUGGUGAGAGCACGUGGUGCGGAGACAGCUUCUCGCCACGCCACUUGGUAGGAGCGACCGGUCAGGUAGGACGCAAUCCAGGAGUGAGCCGCGCCGGAGAUGCCCAGCUCGGAGAGGGUGGAGAGGAGGAUCUGAUGGUUCACAGUAUCAAAGGCAGCAGACAGGUCUAGAAGGACAAGAGCAGAGGAGAGAGAGUUAGCUUUAGCAGUGCGGAGAGCCUCCGUGACACAGAGAAGAGCAGUCUCAGUUGAAUGACCAGUCCUGAAACCUGACUGGUUUGGAUCAAGAAGGUCAUUCUGAGAGAGAUAGCAAGAGAGUUGGCUAAAGACGGCACGCUCAAUAGUUUUGGAAAGAAAAGAAAGAAGGGAUACUGGUCUGUAGUUGUUGACAUCAGUGGGAUCGAGUGUUGGUUUUUUGAGAAGGGGUGCAACUCUCGCUCUCUUGAAGACGGAAGGGACAUAGCCAGCGGUCAAGGAUGAGUUGAUCAGCGAGGUGAGGUAGGGGAGAAGGUCACCGGAGAUGGUCUGGAGAAGAGAGGAGGGGAUGGGGUCAAGCGGGCAGGUUGUUGGGCGGCCUGCAGUCACUAGUCGCAAGAUUUUAUCUGGAGAGAGAGGGGAGAAAGAAGUCAAAGCAUAGGGUAGGGCAGUGUGAGCAGGGCCAGCAGUGUCAUUAGACUAUAGCAUAUAGACAGUGUAUAGACAGCAUAUAGACAGUGUAUAGACAGCAUAUAAACAGUGUAUAGACAGCAUAUAGACAAUAUAUAGACAGUGUAUAGACAGUGUAUAGACAGCGUAUAGACAGCGUAUAGACAGCAUAUAGACAGUGUAUAAACAGCAUAUAGACAGCGUAUAGACAGCAUAUAGCAUAUAGACAGCAUAUAGACAGUGUAUAGACAGUGUAUAGACAGCACAUAGACAGCGUAUAGACAGCAUAUAGACAGUGUAUAGACAGCAUAUAGACAGCAUUUAGCAUAUAGACAGUGUAUAGACAGCAUAUAUACAGUGUAUAGACAGCAUAUAGAUAGUGUAUAGACAGCAUAUAGACAGCAUAUAGACAGUGUAUAGACAGCAUAUAGACAUUGUAUAGACAGCAUAUAGCAUAUAGACAGUGUAUAGACAGCAUAUAGACAGUAUAUAGACAGCAUAUAGACAGUGUAUAGACAUUGUAUAGACAGCAUAUAGCAUAUAGACAGUAUAUAGACAGUGUAUAGACAGCAUAUAGACAGUGUAUAGACAGCAUAUAGACAGAGUAUAGACAGUGUAUAGACAGCAUAUAGACAGUGUAUAGACAGCAUAUAGACAGCAUAUAGACAGCAUAUAGACAGUGUAUAGACAGCGUAUAGACAGCAUAUAGACAGCAUAUAGACAGCAAAUAGACAGUGUAUAGACAGCGUAUAGACAGCAUAUAGACAGCGUAUAGACAGCGUAUAGACAGCGUAUAGACAGCAUAUAGACAGUGUAUAGACAGCAUAUAGACAGCAAAUAGAGUGUAUAGACAGCAUAUAUACAGUGUAUAGACAGCAUAUAGACAGUGUAUAGACAGCGUAUAGACAGCAUAUAGACAGUGUAUAGACAGUACUGAUGAGGACAAGGAUAAUGAUGAUGUGAGCAAUGUUUAUGACAAUGGUUGAUACCAACAGUGUGUGUGUUGUGUGUGGUGUGUGUUGUGUGAUGAUUUGUUGUGUAGAAUGACCUGACCUCCACUUGGAGCACCAACCAUCACAUGGCCAACAUCUUUGACUUCACCAUGGACGAGUUACAAAGCCUCAAAAGGUAAAUGGUGUGGAUGUUAAGGGCCAGUUUCCCGGACACAGAUUAAGCCUAGUCCUGGAUUAAGAAGCAUGUUCAAUGGAGUUUCUCUUCAUUAAUCUGUGUCUGGGAAACCAGCUCUAAGAGUGUAAGUUGGAAGACUUUUGUCUGGAAAUUGACCUACAGUACACGAUGAUGCUGAUUUCCAAUGAAGCUGCAAACAUUUGAAAUUGACUUCAUUGCCUUCGAUUGAGUGCAAUUAUUUUCUGGGCCCUAACAAUCUACCCCCAUUUACAUGUAUUUCCCUUUGAAAGACACCAUUCUUUUCUUUCCGUCUUUGUUUGGUCACCACUCUGAUGAUUUUCAUCAAAGUGCCGAACGAAGUGAUUUAAUUACAUUUUCCUGUAAAGGUUAUCAUCUCUCCAACAGCGCUGAAUAAUAAAUGAAAGAAAGGCAAACACUUUGGGGAAUGUUGACAAUCAACAGAGCUUUCUUAGAGGAGAAUCAAUAGAUGGGGACUAGCUGGUGCAACUCCAAAAAAGGGACUAACCCUGUUGGAACGUGAGAAGUGGAAUAGGCUCAUAGCUCUGUAGAGCCUGAACUGAGCUGGAGGAUGAGAACAGCUAAUGAUGAUUCUGUGAGAGUAGACUUUGAAGCAGUACAUUAACGUCCUUCCGUUAGCUAGAUGUAGUACUUUCACUCACUCACACACACACAGACACACCUUUAGCAUGCAGGCUCUUGUAUUAUGGGCUCAGAACAGUGACUUGGAAUUUGCAGUCACAGGGUGAGGGUGAGGAGCCAUAGUAAUAGAAGUCGAUUUUCCUUAGUGAGGUUUGGAAUAAAAAGAACAAAAAUAAGACCAUCAAUGUUAGAGCUAUUCUGUCCUGUCCGGGGCCCCAUCAUUCUCUGAUUAGCACCUCUGAAUGCAAGCACCAUAAUUCCAGCGUUUGAAUGGAUCUUGUUGUUGUUGUUGUUUACUCCUCAGCACCAGCUCAGGACGGACCUUCAGUCUGGACCUGGACUCCACAGAUGCGGCUAGUACCACAGGAUCUGCCACCACCAGUGUCUCAUAUGACCUCAGGUACAGUACUAUAGUCACUAUGACCUCAGGUACAGUACUAUAGUCACUAUGACCUCAGGUACAGUACUAUAGUCACUAUGACCUCAGGUACAGUACUACAGUCACUAUGACCUCAGGUACAGUACUACAGUCACUAUGACCUCAGGUACAGUACUACAGUCACUAUGACCUCAGGUACAGUACUACAGUCACUAUGACCUCAGGUACAGUACUACAGUCACUAUGACCUCAGGUACAGUACUACAGUCACUAUGACCUCAGGUACAGUACUACAGUCACUAUGACCUCAGGUACAGUACUACAGUCACUAUGACCUCAGGUACAGUACUACAGUCACUAUGACCUCAGGUACAGUACUACAGUCACUAUGACCUCAGGUACAGUACUAUAGUCACUAUGACCUCAGGUACAGUACUAUAGUCACUAUGACCUCAGGUACAGUACUACAGUCACUAUGACCUCAGGUACAGUACUAUAGUCACUAUGACCUCAGGUACAGUACUACAGUCACUAUGACCUCAGGUACAGUACUACAGUCACUAUGACCUCAGGUACAGUACUACAGUCACUAUGACCUCAGGUACAGUACUACAGUCACUAUGACCUCAGGUACAGUACUAUAGUCACUAUGACCUCAGGUACAGUACUAUAGUCACUAUGACCUCAGGUACAGUACUAUAGUCACUAUGACCUCAGGUACAGUACUAUAGUCACUAUGACCUCAGGUACAAUACUAUAGUCACCAAGACUUUUGUUGUUAGAAAAGGUAACUCUCACACACGUUACCUGUGCACCAUAAUGAAUAGAAUUGUUGAGCCGUAAGUACCACAUAUGAGAGUAUGGUGGUGUGCAUGUUAAUAUUAGUCCUUAAAGAUUUCUUAUCACUUUGCCCAAAGUGCAAGAGACUAUAGGUAGCUACUGAGAUGAGUGCAACACCAUUCAAGAGCCUGCUUGACUGUAGUCCAGGGCCCUUAUCCACAAAGUGUCUCAGAAUAGGAGUGCUGAUCUAGGAUCAGGUCCCCCCUGUCUACUGUAUGUAAUCUUAUUCAUUAUGAUCUAAAAGGCCAAACUGAUUCUGGUGAAUACGGACCCAGGUGUUGGAGUCAAAGCGGACUUCCAGGUGAACCAGCAGGUUGCAGGAUGGUGACACUACUUAGCACAGGGCUUGUUAGGGAGGACAAGUGAUGAUCAGUCUCCCUCCCUUUUCUCCCCAGCUGUCUCUCACUCAUUUCUUCCUUUAGUUUACUUGGCUCCACCGUGUGUAGUGUGGUGCAAACCGAUCGAUACGACCCCCGACUCUAAACGCUGCAGCCCAGGCUGUCAGAUGAGCUUUUCUCUCUGCCUUUCCAAGCUCUUGAACAUGUUCCUAUGUGAGAAGUUGAGGAGAGACAACCGUGUUUAACAUCACACAAGAAGAAGUAUGAUGUGAGGUCUUGGACAAUUUAAUGCAGUUGGCUCCUGUACAUCUUCCAUUAUUUGCUUAAAGUCAUCUUGGUUGGAACUAAGCAAUGGAGUGACUAAACACUCACUAUAUCCACAUUCACAAACCCACCAUUGUUUGAACAUUGUGAACCCCCCCACCCCCCUUUCUGGGAACACCCCUGGGCUCUCUAACUGACUGGCUUUAUUCUGCGACAUUCUCAGUUCUGGCUCCUCCUCUCACAAGAAGGGGGGCUCUGAAGUUUGACAUUCAGAGUGUGUUGACAUUUGAUGGUAGGUAUUUUUUCAAACUUUAUUUUCCCUCUUUGCCGUUACUGUGUUUAGUUGCAUGGCAGAAACUCCUACUGAUGGGGGUGACCGUGGUGCUUCUGACAUCUCCUGUGGCUUUGAGAGAGGGGACUGAUUGUUAUGAUAAUGUUUAGACUGAUGUAACUGCUCUGCCGUCUCCACGCUAGUGCUCUGCGUUCACACACACUCACACAGACACACACACACACACACACACACACACACGCACUGUCCUAGGAGAUGAGAGCAGUGCCCAGAGGUGCGUGUGUGUGGCUAGAGACGGGCCACAUCAUUUCAUGUCACUAUCCCCUAUUCCCCCGCUACCUCCGAUAUUUCAUCCCUCUGCUUUAGUUUCUGUUUAUUUUUAAAUGUGGCUUCUGCUCAUUAAAAUCCUUGUGCGAUACUCUAGAGAGGCCAUGUGGGGGAAAUAAGAGGCGCGUGGUGUGUUUGUGGAGACAGAGUGAUUCCGUGGGGCGACAGAGAGCUUGUGCCCCCGCUGUGCCCUCCUCUCUCACUGUGGUUCAGAUCAAAGAUGCCAGUUUAGUAUCUCCCUCUCUCACUGGCUCCCGUUGGCCAGGAUGUGUCAAUGGAAUAAGAUGUUGAGUUAACUCCGAGAUGACAGUCACCUUGGUAUCGGAAAAGAGGACGUCAUCUGAUUUGGGAAUCCACCUCUCUAAGCCUAGUGUCAUUUAAUAGCCUAGAAAAGUUUCCAUCUAUUUGCAGUCUUCUUCAGACUGUUUUUAAGGGGGAAGUAUAAAAGCAGCACCCACGUCAUAGGGCAUGAAAACCACAGAGAGUGAAAGCUUAUAUACCGGACCACAGCUACCCCUGGUGGCUGAUCCAAGUCAUGUUUGUAAUCGGAGUGGGUGUCCAAUGUCCAGUUGACUUUUUUGUUGUUGUUGACUCCACAAAGGUAUGUCUGGUGGCACAGCAAAGCACAACAAAGUAGUCAAUUCAGGAAACUGUUGUUGCUUUUGUUUCAAUAGGUUGCUGAUAUUAGGGUCAAACAGACUGAAAGAGGAUGGACUUGUCCAAUAAGAAAUGCUCAUGUUGCUGCAUGCCCUAAUGAAUAUUUUUCUAACCCGUUGCAGGAAGAAUGUUGGCAGCCGUAAGAGGAAGCUGCCCACCUCUAACUACACGGUGCUGGCCACUAAGAAGGAGGUGGUGGAGAGUGAGCUGAGCCCCAUGGAGCAGAGCCUGCCGGGAGAGGAGGCCGCCUCCGCGAUGCUGGACAACGCCAUCGACAGCCACACCUUCGACAGCAUCAGCGAGGACGACUCGUCCCUCUCUCACCUCAAGUCCUCCAUCACCAACUACUUUGGAGCGGCGGGGCGGCUCACCUGUGGAGAAAAGUACCAGGUGCUGGCCCGCCGGGUCACUCCGGAGGGGAAGGUGCAGUAUCUGGUAGAGUGGGAGGGCACCACGCCCUACUGA